Messenger RNA from Schistocerca serialis cubense, 1785 nucleotides. RefSeq names its product probable 28S ribosomal protein S23, mitochondrial (gene mRpS23). Gene Ontology annotation, biological process: translation. Bases 224 to 751 code for a protein of 175 amino acids. Gene Ontology annotation, cellular component: ribosome; mitochondrion. Gene Ontology annotation, molecular function: structural constituent of ribosome. The transcript has 3 exons. The record is from RefSeq and is a predicted model, not a curated record. NCBI's taxonomy places the organism in Eukaryota, Metazoa, Arthropoda, Insecta, Orthoptera, Acrididae.
GUUCACUGUCAUGUGUAAACAUCGAGUGUAGCGUGGUAUAGAGCCCUUAUAAGUUCCUGUGUUUACAAACACUAGACAACCACGACCGCAGCUGCGUAGCACUAUAUUUUUGUUGUGAACAAUGUUAGUGAUGUAUAGAUAUCUUAUUGGUCUAUAGGAGAAAACCAUCUCUUCUUCGUAGUGUAACAGAAGUGGUGUUCGAAAUAUUGCGUCCUUCUGAGACAUGGCAAGUAGCAGAUUAGAAAAAGUUGGAACCAUAUAUUCAAGGGUUACCGGUCUUCUGAAGUCUGGUGCCAUGAAGAAUGAAGAUAGACCAAUUUGGUACGAUGUGUACAAAUCCUUUCCACCGAAGUACGAGCCAACCUUCUCCAGACCUGCUCCAAAUGUACCCAUAAGGAAUAUCUUUUACCCCGAGGAUAAUUUGCGAGCACGGUUCCACAAGGAAUAUUCCAAUCUCAUGACAACAGUUAACAUCGCUGAUGAGAGCAGAAGUUCAGUGACACAGAAGUUUCUGUCAUUGUAUAAAAAACUAGAAGAGGAAGGAAAUACUGCUGAAGAGGAUUUGUUUUUGUCAGCUGUUGAGUUGCUGGAAGCUGAGAGAGAAAGCAGAGUGAAGCAAGAAGAGAAGAAUUUUGGAGAAGAUCAUGGAGAGGAAAAAAGUGAUUUGGUUUCAUCAUUCAAAGCAGCUCAGAGAGAAAUGGAUAGAAGUGGCAGUGAAAAAUUAAUACUUUCUGAAAUUUUGAAAGAAUAGUGUUUAUUGCCAUGUAAUGUACAAACCUGUUGUAAAAAUGACUAGAAUAAAAUGUAGUGUUAAGAUGUUUUAUUGGUAUUAUUGCUUGAAAACUCUGACUCAUUGAAAUAUGCCCGUUAUGUUGAAUGAACAUUACAAUGAACAAUAUUCACAUGGAACAGUAACGAAGACUGGCUAUAUUUACUUGUGAAGCUCCUUGGGGUUGAUUGAUGGAUACUUUGUGAAGGAUUUGUUUACACAUGUUUAUUAGCAAACAACAACCAUGAAGGAACCAUCAGAAUAUUUUAAAUUCUGCUGCAAUCCUUUACAAAUAAUGAGGAUGUUAUAAGUCAUCAAUAUCAGUGGUUCUCAUUGCAGUUUUAUUUAUUAUUGUGUCUUGUAAAAUCCAGUUCCAAACUUUAAUCUGACACUUGCAAACAAAAAUGUGGGCUUUGGAUGUGAUCAUUUCACAUUUUUUGCGAAGAGGGGUGGGUUAUAGUUUUAUCGUUUGUAAUUGUUCCUUAUUUGGGAUUGUUUGCAUGGAAACUUACUAUUCCCACGCAUGUUGGUAAUAUUGAAUUGUGUUCGAGUUGGACUAUCUCUGUUUGGAUGCUUUAGUUACAUCUGGUUUAAGGCCAAAUGCCUUGUGUGUGGGUAGUAAAUUCACACACCUUGUGCUUUCAGUCAAGCAUCUUUUACAUAAGUGAUUUCUAAAAAGUAAAUAAUUUGGAAAUAGAGGAGUUGAUUCACCAAACAGUAGAAGUGUUGGGCCGUUGACAGGCACACGCAAAAGAGUGAAAACUUGCUAGCUACGGAAAAAUUAUUUCACAGGGUAAAUUACACACAAACACACUGCAUCAUCCCUGUAUGUAUCUGUAUAGUCUCAGAUUUGAGUUCCUUGAUUUCCCAUUGUUUUAACUUUUUGCACUUGAAAUUUCUUGCAUAUCAUUGUAGCGGAGCAGGUUGGUUGAUGCUGCAGACUUGUUUAAUGCUGGAAUUGAACUACUUGAAGAUGUGGAAAUUUUAUCAAUAAAUACAAAGAGUUUCUUCUGGAA